Molecule: messenger RNA, 742 nt
Organism: Prorocentrum cordatum
Lineage: Eukaryota; Dinophyceae; Prorocentrales; Prorocentraceae
Source: the annotation of a GenBank genome assembly
AGCACCACCCUCUCCAAAGGGCCGCCCCCGUGACUCUGGCGGCCGGCGGCGCGCGCCGAGGGGGCGGGCAGGGCUGUUUACGGCGCGAGCCAUGGCCCUGCCCGGCGGCGCCGCGGGCCCCCGCCGAUAGACAGCGAGGGCGCCCAUGCUCACUGACAUGCUCGCCGUGCCGGGGUCAGCAUGGCGGCCAGCGACGGUGGCCGCAUCCUACAGGUGGAGGUCGAUGGGGUCCUGCACGAGUGGUUCGACGUGGACAAGAUGCAGUCGGUGGUGCCCGGGCUCGUCCUCUCGGGUGUUGUCGCCGGUCGCGCAGCUGGGGGGCGAGCACGGCGCGGAGCCGCUGGCGUGCUGCGCCGACCUGGCCCGCGCUGCGCCUGCGGGCUCGACCGUGCUGCUCAAGCCGAGCAGGCGCAGGCUGGAGGACAUGGAGCGGGUGAUCUCGAGCUCGCCCAGGCGGCUCGCGGGCCCGUGGUCCACAGCAGCGGCCCCCCCACCCGCAGCGGCGCGGCCGCCAGCCGGCAGGCCGCGCUCGCCCGCGGGCGGCGGCGCGGCGUUCGCGGACGACCCGUGGACGCCGCGCCUCGGGCUGUGAGGCGCGGGGGUGGGGGGGACGUAGUCAACGUCCGCCGCAGCGCGAGAGAAAAAAAGUUGCCGUGCCCGACUGAGUUGCACUGGCAGGGAGUGGUGGGACACGCUCCACUUGCGCGGUCGAACGCUGAGGCGGCGCACGCGAACCACAACG